Messenger RNA from Microplitis demolitor, 961 nucleotides. RefSeq lists its product as uncharacterized. The transcript has 2 exons. Bases 100 to 672 code for a protein of 190 amino acids. Lineage: Eukaryota; Metazoa; Arthropoda; Insecta; Hymenoptera; Braconidae. The record is from RefSeq and is a predicted model, not a curated record.
AGCAGGGUGUGCUGCUAUAUUAAAAAAGUUAUUCUGAGACGCCAUUUGCUUUGUUCGCAAAUACGUGACUUAUUCAUUGCCAUUUGGUUUUUUUUUGUUAUGAUAAUUAUUGUGGGCAUAAUUAUUAUUGAAAUAUUGUAUCUCAACCAAUGGAGCCUGUACGAGUCCUAUAUAUUGAUGACGACUGAAUCCGAUAACAUCACUGAGACGACCCCAAUCGGAGAGUUAACAAGCAAAAACAAGAGGCUAGAAGAUGAAAUAAAAAAAUUAAACCGACGGUUGCAAAUGGCUCAGCGACAAAAUGUCAUCUAUGAACAACAACAACGACGACAACAGAACAAACAACAACCACUUAACGAACGACGACAACUUGACGAGCAACGACAACUUGAAGCACAACGACAACUUGAAGAACAACGACAACUUGAUGAGCAAAGACAACUUGAAGAACAACGUAACGAACAGCUACAACGGGAUAAUCAUGAAGAACCAAAUCGUCUCAUUGUCGAUCCUAUUGACAUUGGAGGAGGCAUACAGGUGCCUGAACUUUCUUAUAGAGAGGCAUUUAAUUGCUACAACCCAUCAAAAUUCGUAAGAAUAAUGUCGUACGCUAUAUGGACGCACUUGGCUUUCAAAAUUGUUUUCCCAAAUUUUAGUUUUAAAAUAAGUUAAAAAUAUAAUUAGCGAUAACUAAACAACUAUACGCCCUUUUAGUUGAACUUGGUGACUAAAUCCAAUAGGGCGCAUAAAUAAAUAAUUCCUUUAUGAAUUGGUGACGUGAUAUUUAUAUCUUAACAAUUAUUUAAGUUCUUGUCGUUAUCAAUAAUAAAUAAUAAUUUAUUAGAACUUAUAUAAUCCGAAGGCUUAAUAAAUUUAAUAUAUUUAUUGUAUACUAUAUAUUUAAUACAAAAUAGCUUAAUAUUUUUUAAUUGUCAUGAGCGUUCAAUAAUAUAGUCUCAAA